UGGGGAUCAACUUUCAAGCCGCAAUGCAUGGAUGAUGGCGCUAGAGAGCAAGGGAAGGCAGGGAAGGUGUGUUGCGAGCGCUACGAUCCGGGUUGGUCUCCCUGCUCCUUUUCCAUUACUAUUGCGAGGCACCGACCUGCAAGAGGAAAAAGGGGGUCCUCUACUAAAAUCCAGCGCAGUCUUGGUGCAGCAUCAUGGACAGCCUGGUGCCUCCCGCUUUGAGCUAAUGACGCCCGCACGGUGGGCUGAGGUAGAGUGGUCACCAAAGCACUCACGUUGAGGGGGAUUUUGAAAGAUGUGGUGGAUUGUUCUCUAAUGGAGGAGUCAGCAUGUGACCAUCUGGUACAAGCUCACGGACCAGGAGUUUUUGCUGCAAGGACUGCCGUCUGGGUUCAGGUAGUAUCGUGCAAAGUUGAGGUUCUGUAGGUUCUGUAGGUUCUGUAGGUUUAAUGUAUCAUUGCCGGUUACAGAGUAGUUGAGGACUCUCCUUGGGUGCCCCCCCUGAGGUUGCGACCAUGGGUUUGGUGCAGCUUGAUGGCGUCAAGCUUCCUGGUUUGACGCUCCAAGAGACUCUUCUCCCUGGCUUCACCAUUAUUGAGGAGAUUUACCGCACCUCUCAGUCCGUCCUGUUCCGUGCGCUGCGAGAGCGGGACACCUCACAGGUCGUGUUGAAAACAGUCCCCUCUCGGCUGGCGUCGCCGGAAAGCACCGCGCACCUGCGACGGGAGUACACAGUCGCAAGAGACCUGCAGGACUCCCCCUUCAUUGCUAAGCCCUUGGAGCUGAUACAACAUGGUGACACCGCUGCGCUGGUGCUGGAAGACUUUGGCGCCACCUCGCUGCAAGCUUACGUGCGCGGCGGCAGGCUGGGGCUGCACGAUGUGCUGCGGGUGGGCAUUGCGGUGGCGUCCGCGCUGGACCAUGUGCACGGGGGGGGGCUGCUCCACCUGGAUGUGAAGCCCGCCAACGUGCUGGUAUCUGCCAAUCUGGCGGUCAUCAAGCUGACCGACUUCUCCAUCUCCAGCCUCCUUCCCGAGCACAGCCAGGCGCCUGUCAGCCCGGAGGCCCUGCGCGGAACCGCGGCCUACAUCAGCCCCGAGCAAACGGGGCGCAUGAACCGCACCAUCGACUCCCGCUCGGACCUGUACGCUCUUGGCGUGACCCUGUACGAGCUGGCGGUGGGCGCCCGCCCCUUCCACUCGGAGGACCUGCAGCACCUGCUGUACCAGCACCUGGCCGUCGUCCCCACCCCCCCCACGCGCCGCGACCCCGCCUUCCCGCCCGUCGUGUCGGACAUAAUCAUGAAGCUGCUGCACAAGGACGCUGCGAACCGCUACCAGACGGCCGCGGGCCUGCGCAACGACCUGCAGGCGUGCCUGGACCAGCUCGUGCAGCACAACUGCAUCACAGCCUUCCCGCUGGGCAGGGCCGACCAGCGAGGCCAGUUGCGGGUGCCCGACCACGUGCUGGGGCGGGAGCACGAGCUGCAGCUGAUCGGCCAUUGCCACAAGCGCGUUGCGGAGCGGCAGUCCAUGGAGGUGAUCCUCAUCUCCGGCUACUCGGGGGUGGGCAAGACCGCGCUCGUAGGCGAACUGCAGCGCGCCCACACAACGGGCAAAGAGGGCUUCGUGCAGGGCAAGUUCGACCAGUACAGCCACGACACGCCCUUCAAGCCCCUCAUUGCGGCCAUGCAGAGCCUGUUGCGGCAGGUGUUAUGUGAGCCUGCGGGUACUAUUGGUGUGUGGCAGGAGCGCGUGCAGGCAGCCCUGGGCCGCAACGGGCGCCUCAUGACGGACGUCCUGCCCGGGCUGGGCCACCUCAUCGGGCCGCAGCCGGAGCUUCCGCCAGUCGAUGCGACAGCGGCGCAAAACAGGCAAGGCACCUUUAUGCUUCUGCGAAGCAAGACGUUCCAACCUGCACCUCUGUCACAGUUCUCCGACACGUUCGUGCGGCUGAUCCGCACGUGCGCGCAGCUGCGCAGCCCGCUGGUGAUCUUCCUGGACGACCUGCAGUGGAGCGACGGCCCCAGCCUGCGCCUGCUGGAGGCGCUGGUCAAGGACGGGCGCGACCUGCCGCUGCUGCUCAUCGGCGCGUACCGCGACGUGGAGGUGGACGACAGCCACGCGCUGACGCGCCUGGUGACAGGCCUGCAGGGCAGCGAGGUGCCCCUGCUGCAGCUGCACCUCGGGCCGCUCAAGCUGCCCGACACCACCGCGCUCGUCGCCGCCUGCCUCGGCCUGCCCGCGCACGACGCAGGGCAAGGGCAGCGCUGCGCGGAGCUGGGAGCGCUGGUGCAGGAGAAGACGGAGGGCAACCCGUUCUACUGCCUGCAGUUCCUGCGCGCGCUCGUCAAGGACGGCCUGCUGCACUUCGACAAACACACCGGCGAGUGCAGGUGGGGCGAUCUGUCGCUCCUGCGUGAGCGUGCGCAUGUGACGAUGAACGUGGUGGACUUCAUGGCCAACGAGCUGCGCACGCGCCUGCCAGCCGCCACCCUGGAGGUGCUCAGCGUGGCGGCCUGCAUCGGGGACGUCUUCACUCUGCACGAGCUUACUCUCGUCUGUGACAAGCUGUCGGGCGACCUGGUGGGCCAGCUGUGGCCCGCGCUCACGGCGGGCUUCAUCUUCCUGGUGGGCAAGGAGUGGCAGGCCGCCAUGGGCAAGGACGCCGCCACGCUCAGCAGCGUGCGCUUCCGCUUCCGCCACGACCGCAUCCGCCAGGCCGCUUACCAGGAGGUCCUCCCUACGGCCCGCGCCCAGCUGCACUUGCGUGUGGGUCGGCAGCUGAUGGCGGGGCUGCCGCGCGAACAGUACAAGGAGCAGCAGUACGGCAUCCUGCACCACUUCAACGAGGCCAUCCACCUCAUCACCGACCCCGCCGAGCGCCUCAAGCUCGUCACCGCCAACAUGGCCGCAGGCGUCAAGGCGAAAGCGUCCACUGCAUACGAGGUUGCUGUGCGGCAUGCGAGCUGCGCCAAGCGGCUGCUGGGGGGCAGCGCGGGGUGGGGCAGCCACCCGGACCUCAUGCUGCUCAUCAACAUGGACGAAGCGGAGUGCCUCUCACUCAUAGGUAAGCACGAGGAGGCCCUGGCCCUGCUCGAGGAGCUGCGGAAGCGGGUGAACAAUGAUGCGAGCAACAGCCUGCGGAUCGCGGAGAUGCGGGUCAAUGCACUCACGCUGGCCGGACAGCUGGUGGCGUCCAUGGACGCGGCUCUGGAGGCGGUGGCGCUGCUGGCCACGCCCCUCCCCACCGAAGACGCCGCGCUGGAGGCGGCCCUGGCCGAGGAGCAGCCGCGCGUGGAGGCGCACCUGGCGGCGGCAGACCUGGCGUCCCUGCCCCAAGCGACGGACCCCGAGUCGCUGGCCCUCCUGCGCCUCAUGGACUGCGUCAUUGUCGGGGGCUACAGCACCGGACAGGUGAAGCUGAUUCAUCUGCUGACGCUGCGCAUGGUCUCCGUCGCGCUGUCUGCGGGCAUCUCGUCGCCUGGCUGCAUCGCGCUGCUCCUGUACGCCGCCUUCUUCGACGCCCGCCUCAAGCGCUACGAGGCGGCAUACACGCUGGGCAAGCUGGCGGUGGCCGCCAUGGACCGCCUGCCGGACCAGAGCAAGCGCGGGCAGCUCAUCUUAACCUUUGCGUCCGCUGUUGCGCACUGGGUGCGGCCCCUCCAGGAGAUCAUCUUGCUGUUCGAGGAGGGGCUGGCGGCCGCACUGGACGUGGGCGACCACGUGUACGCGGCGUACCACCUGUCGCAGGCCGCGCUGUACCACUUCUACUGCGGCGCGCCCCUUCUCGACGUGCAGGACAAGGCGGAGAGCUGCCAGCGCGCGCUGCACCGCAUCGGGGACACCAGCCAGCGCGCCAUCACCACCGCGGUGCACCACGCCACCAGGGUGUUGAUGAAGGACGUGCCGGCGUGGGACCGUUGCAAGAAGGACGACGACACGCCGUGGGAAGCCGCUUACCUGUGCGAGCACGCGUCCAACGUGCUGGCUCUCGCCUUCUACUACACGCUCAAAGUCGGCACCCUCUGCUGCCUGGGAGACUACAGGGAGGCGGAUGCCGCGCUGGCCGCCAUGGGCUCGCUCCGCACGGUGCUGCAGCCGACGGUGUUCAGCGUCAUCGUGUCCUUCUACGAGGCCGUCUUCUGCUCGCAGCUGCUCCACGCGGCCGCCGCCGACAGCAGCCCUACCAAGCCGUGGGAGGACCGCCUCAACCAGUGCGUAACAACCCUGCAAGAGUAUGCGGCCAUCAACCCGGGCCACCAGCACCGCUACUGCCUGGCGCGUGCGGAACAGGAACGCUGGAAGGGCGAUAAAGCGGCGGCAGAGCACCACUAUGCGCUCGCCAUCGAUGCGGCCGAGGAGGGGCGCUUCGUACAGGACGCCGCGCUGGCCUACCUCCUGGCCAGCCGUCACUGGGCGGCCGUCGGUCGAGCUCGCCUUGCUGCGUGGCACCACACGGAGGCCUACGAUGCGUUUGCCGCGUGGGGCGCCACGGCCGUGCUGCACCGCCUGGCGCUGGCCCCCUCCACGCUGCGGCCGGGGCGGCGGCGCCUCAGCGACGGGUCGGCUCUGACGUCGAGCCACUCGGCGGAGGCGGCGGUGGCAGGGACCACGCUGGACACGCUGCGGCUGAGCAGCUUCAGCGAGCAGAGCCUGGACAUCCGCGCGGUCCUGGCCGCCAGCCAGACGCUGAGUAGCGCCAUCGUGCGGGAGGCGCUGCUGGAGAAGCUGCUCGGGAUCGUCCUCGAGACAGCGGGGGCCAGGUAUGUGGCUCUGGUCCUGCGCCGCCCUGGAGACGACGGUGGCUGGUACAUGGAGGGCAGCGCCAGCGUACAGGUACGGGCCGGACCGCGCAGUACCGACCCCCCCAGCCCGCGCCUCAACGGGCUGUCCCUCAACGAUGACGUGAAGAGCCCCUCUCCCGGCGUUGACACGGUCACGCAGGUGGCGCCAGCGGGUCAGGUGGUGCCGCUCAGCGAAGCAGGGGCGCUUGUGCCUCAGGCACUGAUCACGUACGUGACCCGCACCCAGGAGGUGGUGCUAGGCGGCGUGGAGCUGGGCGGCUCGUACAAGGACGCGUACCUAGAAGCGAAACGGCCCCGCUCUGUGCUGUGCAUGCCCAUCGUGCGCCAUGGGGACUCCUAUGGCGUGCUGUACGUGGAGCACGAGCUGCUGCCGGACGCGUUCCCCGCCAGCCGCAUCAAGAUCCUGGCCAUGCUCAGCAGUCAGAUUGCCAUCUCCAUCGAGAACAGCGCGCUCUACGAACAGAUGCAAAGCCGACAGAAUGAGCUGAUUGCUGCCAAGAAUGCUGCGGAAGAAGCGACACAUGCCAAAUCCCUCUUUUUGGCCACCAUGUCGCACGAGAUCCGCACCCCUCUCAACGCCAUCAUUGGCAUGACGUCCCUCCUUAUGGGCUUUCAACUGUCGGACGAGAAACGCGAGUGCGUUGAAACGAUCCGGCAGUCGGGGGAUCAGCUUUUGGCUGUGAUCAGCGACGUGCUGGACUUCAGCAAGAUCGAGGCGGGCACGCUGGAGCUGGAGGCGGCCCCUUUCAGCGUGCGGCAGUGCCUCGAGGAGGCGGCCGACCUGGUGGCCGCGCGCGCCGCCGACAAGGGCCUGCACCUCGCCACGCACACCGCGGCCACCAUUCCCGCGGCCGUCACCGGGGACGUCUCCCGCCUGCGUCAGGUCCUGGUGAACCUGCUGAGCAACGCGGUCAAGUUCACGGACGAGGGCGAGGUCAUCCUGCAAGCCGCCGUUGUGGCCGUCCAGGGCAAGCAAGUGCAAGUCGAGUUCACGUGCCGAGAUUCUGGCAUCGGCAUUGCUCCGGAGCACAUCCCCCGUCUGUUUGCGGCCUUUUCGCAAGCAGAUGCCAGUACGACAAGAAAGUUUGGCGGGACAGGUCUAGGACUCGCCAUAUCGGACCGCCUAGUCAAGGCGAUGGGCGGGCAGUUCCAGGUGGAGAGCGCGCUCGGCGCAGGGACCACGUUCCGCUUCGCCAUCCCGCUAGAGGCCGCAAGCGGUGCGGGCGAGGCGGGCGAGGGGGCGCGGCGCGAGCUGGCAGGGCGGGCGUGCCUGAUGCUGGUGCACAGCGGCAGCCUGGCCGCCAUCCUGAAGGAACAGCUGGCCGCGUGGGGGCUGCGCUGCACGCACGCGCGCAUGGUGACCGCCGCGCAACAGCUGAUCAAGCAGCAGGGUGCAACAUCGUUUGACAUCGUCAUAGCGGACAAGUGUCCGACGUUUGAUAAGGCCACCGUCGGUCUCACGGAGUGCCCGAUUGCCAAGGUUGCUCCGCAGUUGCCGGCCGUCGUUCUGUGCAGCUGGACUGACUGGAACACCAAGGCGUCGCUCGGCCCGCUGCGCGCGGUGGUGAGCAAGCCGGUGAAGAUGGGCCACCUCUGGGACGCUCUCACCAAGCUGCUGCGGGUCCCGCGCGGGGCGGCCCCCUCAGCUGUGCCGCCUAUAUCAGCCAGCGCGGACGAGGGGCCCCCAUCGCCGAUGGUAGCCAGCGCCGCCAUGCGCAGCGCGCUCCGAAUCUUGCUCACGGAGGACAACCCUGUGAACCAGCGUGUAGCGCAAAUGCUGCUGAAGCGGCUAGGGUACCGUGCCGACUGCGUGGCGGAUGGCAUCGAGUGCAUCCGCAGCCUGGAGCGGCGCCCCUAUGACGUUGUUCUCAUGGACCUCAGCAUGCCGGUGAUGGACGGGCUGCAGGCGGCGCGCGUCAUCUGCAGCCGGUGGGCCCCCGGUAAGCGGCCGUACCUGGUGGCCGUCACCGCCAACGCCAUGGAGGGCGACCGCGACCGCUGCCUCGCCGCGGGGAUGGACGACUACAUCAGUAAGCCUGUAAGGAUCAACGAUCUCCAGAAGGUGUUGGACGAGCAGGCGUUGAAGACCAACGAAAGAUUAGAUAGCCCUCAAAGCGUGCUUCAGUUGCCAGCUGAUUAGCCUAGAUUGUCGGGCGUCUGCUGAUACCAGCUACUUCAGCCAAAAGUAGCUGCGGAGUAGCUGCUUUGCAAACCCGAUUUCGUAAGUAAUGUGGCGGCCACUUGCAAGUGUUGGGGUACAGGAUACAAAUCUGUGACUGCAGAUUUGAUUUGGGCUUUAUUGUUGGAUACCCCUCACACGCAACAGCUUGAGCUGGUCUUUGAUCGAAGUGAUUCCGUUUUGAUCAAGACUAGGAAAGCGUACUUGUGUAAAACAGUUUCUAGGGUUGAUGCGCGCUACGCUCGCCUAAGUGGGACACACCAUUCUUAGCAGUAAUGGUACGGAUAAGCUUAGUUGACAUAGACAAGUCAAGGCGCCAUUUGGGAUCGACAAAUCCAGCUAAUCGAAGCCUGAGACAUGCACUUAACCCAUGUAGUAACCC
Klebsormidium nitens is the source of this 7368-nucleotide messenger RNA. NCBI's taxonomy places the organism in Eukaryota, Viridiplantae, Streptophyta, Klebsormidiophyceae, Klebsormidiales, Klebsormidiaceae. The record is from the annotation of a GenBank genome assembly.